UGGCUCUGGAGAAGGCUUCGUGGCAAGAAGCGGCCGGUGAUGGCAUUCUGCCUUGUGAUGCUUCUGUCUGCGGUGGCUGUCACUCACCUUCCUCCAGAGCACCCAGCUUCCACUCCAGGACUCGGUCCCAUGGAACCUGACUCCAGCAUUUGGCAGACUUUGAACUCUAGCCAGAGGCAGCGGGCAAGAAACCUGAGCCUCCGGAAGGGCCGGGCUUUGCCCAGAAAUUCCAGCUCGGUCUGUACUGAGAAACGAAGCCACAGAAGGCGCGUGGACAGAAGCAGACACCCACUGGGGGUCAGAAGAGACAUUACUGUGACAGGAGGUCCGACGCUCAGUGCCCAGCAUCAUGGGCUUUUAGUGGAGGAUGAGGUCAGAGAUGCAGGAGGCACAGCCCUGGACCAACCUGGGCAUGAUGUUCCUGUCCAGGAGACACAGAGUAAGACAGACACCCUGGUUAGCCUGCUGACAGGGGGCAGCCUGGCAACUUCCCAGGCACGGAGAGGUACUGCUGCAGUGAGCUUUAGGCCCCAUCCAGCAGAGGGUGGGAGUUCCCUGUCAGGAGCCAAGGACAGAGUCUUGACUGGUGGGAAGCCUGGGGGUGCCACCUCAGGUUCUAGAACUCAUUGGUGGCCUGGCUCAAUUGGAGAACUCCAAAGGUCCCCAUGGUGCCAUCCCGAGCCCCCUGGAUUAUUGGCCAAUGCUGUGACUGGGGGGCAGGUUCCACCAUGGUUCACAGAACAUGAUGUACAGAUUCUCGGGCUACUGGCCCAUGGGGAGGUGGUGGGCAAAGCCAGGGUCCCUGCCCAUGGGCAGGUGCUGCAGGUCGGCCUAUCUGCUGGGGGUGCCCUCCAGGACAUGUCUCCUCUCAGACUCAACCAGCUCUGCUCCCAGGGCCUCUGUGGUCUGAUCAAGAGGCCCAGGGACCUGCAGGAAGUCCUAUCCUUCCAUGUGGACCGUGUCCUGGGACUCCAACGGAGCCUGCCUGCUGCAGCCCGUACCUUCCACAGCUCCCUUCUGCCCUACCGUUACACCGAUGGCAGUCUGAGGCCCAUCAUCUGGUGGGCACCUGAUGUGCAGCACUUAGGAGACCCAGAUGAGGACCAGAACUCUCUGUCCUUGGGCUGGUUGCAGUACCAGGCCCUGCUGGCUCGAGGUUGCAGCUGGCCAGGCCAGGUCCCGUGCCUGGGCAUCCACCAUGUUGAGUGGGCACGUUUGGCCCUCUUUGACUUCCUGUUGCAGGUCCAUGAUCGCCUGGAUCGCUACUGCUGUGGCUUUGAGCCUGAACCCUCAGACCCUUGUGUGGAAGAGGGGCUCCGAGAGAAGUGUGGGAACCCGGAAGAGUUGCGGCUGGUCCACAUCCUGGUCCGGAGCAGUGAUCCAUCUCACUUGGUGUACAUAGACAAUGCUGGCAACCUUCAGCAUCCCGAUGACAAGCUGAACUUUCGGCUGCUGGAAGGCAUAGCUGGGUUUCCUGAGUCUGUUGUGAAGGUUCUCGCAUCAGGGUGUCUACAGAGCCUGCUGAUCAAGUCGCUGCAGAUGGACCAGGUGUUCUGGAAGAGCCAAGGUGGAGCCAGAGGUCUGAAGCAUGUCCUGGAGACACUGGAGAGGAGAGGGCAGGUCCUGCUGAGGCACAUAGAGAAGCACAACCUCACGCUGUUCGGGGACAAUGACCUGUGA
Molecule: messenger RNA, 1680 nt
Organism: Cricetulus griseus (Chinese hamster)
Lineage: Eukaryota; Metazoa; Chordata; Mammalia; Rodentia; Cricetidae
Source: RefSeq, a predicted model, not a curated record